CCCUUACAGGUACUGUUAGUAUUUGCCAAAGAGGACAGCCAGAAUAAUGGGUUCUGCUGGGCGUGUGAGAAGGCCAAUUUCAGGUGUAACGUGGCGAGGACGCCAGAGGCAGCGCUGGAGUGUUUCCAGGAAAAGCACCACGACCUCGUCAUCAUCGACCACAGACAUUCCAGAUACUUCGACGCUGAAUCACUAUGCCGGUCGAUCAGGGCGGUGACCUCUUCAGAAAACACUGUGAUAGUCGCUGUAGUAAAAAGGCCGGACAGGGAGGAGGCCUCAGUGAUGCCCCUUAUCAAAUCUGGCUUUAAUAGGAGAUAUGUGGAGAACCCUAACAUGAUGGCCUGUUACAAUGAGCUGCUGCAGCUGGAGCGUGGAGAAGUUCUGGCACAGUUCAAACUGAGGGCGUGUAAUGCUAUCUUCACAGCAUUGGAGCAGAGUCAGGAGGCCAUAGAGAUCACCAAUGAGGAUCAAGUCAUUCAGUAUGUGAACCCUGCCUACGAGAGCAUCAUGGGUUACCAGCAAGGUGAACUAAUAGGGAAGGAAAUAACAGAAGUGCCUAAAAGUGAAAAGAAUAAGCCUGAUCUCCUUGAAACCAUAAACUCCUGCAUCCAGAAAGGAAAGGAGUGGCAGGGGAUUUAUUAUGCCAAAAAGAAGAACGGGGACAGUGUCCAACAAAAUGUGAAGAUCACACCUGUGAUCGGACAGGGAGGUAAAAUCAGACACUACGUGUCUAUCCACAGGCCUUUACAUGAUCAGAAUAAGACAUCCAGUGAACGGGUGCAGGCAGAAUCUCAGACAGACAUCCAGUCCAGUAAGCAUAAGGACCGGAGGAAAGGCUCGUUGGACGUCAGAUCGACUACGUCUCGAGGGAGCGAUGGCAGUUCCCAGAGAAGACACUCCUCCAUGGCCAGAAUCCACUCCAUGACCAUCGAAGCCCAAUCACCAAG
Molecule: messenger RNA, 947 nt
Organism: Oncorhynchus gorbuscha (pink salmon)
Lineage: Eukaryota; Metazoa; Chordata; Actinopteri; Salmoniformes; Salmonidae
Product: high affinity cAMP-specific and IBMX-insensitive 3',5'-cyclic phosphodiesterase 8A-like
Exons: 11
Biological process (GO): regulation of DNA-templated transcription
Source: RefSeq, a predicted model, not a curated record